AUGGAACUCUUGAGCACGAUCAAUCUCUUAGCAAUCCUUCUUCUUCCCUUUCUUGUUCCCAAGAUAUGGAAAGCUCUCUGGAUCCUCGUGCUGCGGCCAUGGAUGCUAUCAAGAAGGUUCAAGAAACAAGGAAUCUCAGGCCCAAAGUACAGAUUCUUGUACGGAAACCUCCCCGAGAUGAAGAAGAUGAAGAAAGAAUCUGUGCUUUCGGUUCUCGAUCCCAACUCCAACGAUAUCUUCCCUCGUGUGGUUCCUCAUUAUCACCAAUGGAUAUCUCAAUACGGAGAAACAUUUCUCUACUGGAACGGAACAAAACCGACAAUAUGCAUCUCAGAUCCUGAGCUAGCGAAACAGAUCUUGUCGAGCAAGGUCGGUUUCUCUGCUAUACCAAAGACAAGACCGGAGGUCUUCAUUCUCUUCGGUAGAGGACUUUCUUUUAUCGAAGGUGAUGAUUGGGUUCGCCAUAGACGAAUCUUGAAACCUGUUUUCUCCAUGGACCGGCUCAAGCUCAUGACGAAACUGAUGGUCAAAUGCACUUUGAGGAUGUUGGAGGAGUGGAGAAAACAGAGUACUGGUGAAGAUGUGAUGGAGAUGGAGAUCAGAAAAGAGUUCUAUAGAUUGACCGGCGAUGUUAUAGCGACCACUGCGUUUGGAAGCAGUUACGCCGAAGGAGUCGAAUUGUUUAGAUCACAGGCAGAGCUUGAGCACUUUUAUGUUACUUCUCUCACUAAAGUCUACAUUCCCGGAAGCAAGUAUCUUCCUACGCCUACCAAUCUUCAGCUAUGGAAGCUCGACAACAAAGUGAAAAAAUCCAUCAAAAUAAUCAUAGAUGCAAGGCUUAAUUCGAAAUCCAAGAACUAUGGAGACGAUCUUCUCGGGAUCAUGCUGAAAGCUGCAACAUCUGCCGAUUCUGAGAAAAAGAUGAGCAUGAAUGAGAUCAUAGAAGAAUGCAAGACUUUCUACUUCUCAGGGCAAGGAACUACUUCGAUCCUAUUGACAUGGACUACGAUGUUACUGAGCUUGCAUCAAGAUUGGCAAGAGAAGCUCAGAGAAGAGGUUUUCAAAGAAUGUGGUAAAGACAAGGUCCCAGAUUCGGACACCUUCUCCAAACUCAAACUGAUGAACAUGGUGUUGUUGGAGUCGCUUCGUCUAUACGGUCCCGUGAUUAAAAUGUUUCGAGAAGCAACACAAGACAUGAAGGUAGGACACUUGGAGAUCCCCAAGGGCACGAGCGUAUACGUGCCGUUUCUGAAGAUGCACACCGACAAGGCCAUAUGGGGAGAAGACGCCAAACAAUUCAACCCUCUGCGAUUCGAAAACGGCGUUUCUCAAGCCGCGAAUCACCCAAACGCUCUCCUGGCGUUCUCAAUCGGACCGAGAGCUUGCAUUGCCCAAAACUUUGCCAUGAUGGAAGCCAAGACAGUGCUCACUAUGAUCCUUCAACGGUUUAGGUUUAGCCUCUCCAGCGAGUAUAAGCACGCGCCGGUUGAUCACUUCAAUCUUUAUCCGCAGUACGGCCUACCCGUAAUGCUUCAGCCUCUCGAUACUUAG
Messenger RNA from Microthlaspi erraticum, 1551 nucleotides. The record is from the annotation of a GenBank genome assembly. NCBI's taxonomy places the organism in Eukaryota, Viridiplantae, Streptophyta, Magnoliopsida, Brassicales, Brassicaceae.